Molecule: messenger RNA, 498 nt
Organism: Echinostoma caproni
Lineage: Eukaryota; Metazoa; Platyhelminthes; Trematoda; Plagiorchiida; Echinostomatidae
Source: the annotation of a GenBank genome assembly
AUGUUGUGGAUUAGAUGUGGUAAAGGGAGAGAGUUGGGUACGGAAGAAGAUACGGAAGAGUUAAACAAAGGUUGGGAUAUCUGGGCAGUAGCCCACUUACCACUACCUACCCCGCUCGAUGCAUUUGGCAGCGCGGUCUUGAUUAUUCUGCGUGACGACCGAUGCAUUAUGGAAUUAUUUUGUGUUUGUGUAUGUAUUGGAGAAGUGGUUAGUAACCUGGAGCUUGGAGAUGACAUGGUUCACUUGUUCCAGCUUUCGGAACAUUUACUGACCAUGCUUGAACAAGUCAUCGACUAUGUGAACGAUGUUUUGAAUAACAAACGCCCAGCGGACCCGAACAUCGGACGUGCUAUUGCACAGCUGGUCUUCUCCAUUCCGAAAUUGAAUCCCGCACAUCUAGAGUCGUUAAUCAAUUCGAGCUACAAGGAUUUACUUAUGAUCACCUAUUUGACCAAUCUGAUUCGCACGCACUUGAAGUUGCUUAAUUUGUCCUUGUAA